This is a messenger RNA of Sorghum bicolor (sorghum), 2390 nucleotides long. RefSeq names its product phosphatidylinositol/phosphatidylcholine transfer protein SFH8-like. Bases 229 to 2079 code for a protein of 616 amino acids. The transcript is spliced from 15 exons. The record is from RefSeq and is a predicted model, not a curated record. Lineage: Eukaryota; Viridiplantae; Streptophyta; Magnoliopsida; Poales; Poaceae.
CUUCUCCUCGCAUCUCCCUCCGGCCUCCGGAGUCUCCCCCCUCCCACACAUUGAAAAGCAGAGCGGCCGAGGCUGGCUCUCCCUCUUCUCCUGGACACAAUCAUCAGCUCCCGAAAUCCAAAUUGAUACAGUUCAUCAAUUACAGUGCUUUUCUCCUGAAUGGCCGGUUGCAGGGGAUUCUGAGCUUGGGGUUUGUUCCGGGGGCCGAUUCUGGGGGCGGCGGACGGGAUGUCAGGCCCCCUCGACCGAUUUGCUAGGCCAUGUUUUGAAGGGUUUGUGCAUAACGAUGAAAGGAAAGAGAGCAGAUCUGAUGCAGACAACUCAGAAGGAGAUAAGAAGACUAAAAUCGGAUCUUUCAAGAAAAAAGCAAUCAAUGCAGGGAACAAAUUCAGGCAUUCCCUGAGAAGGAGAAGCAAAAAGAAAGAAAGGGGGGAGUCCAUCAAGGACAUAAGGGACGUUAAAGAGCUUCAAGAUGUUGAGACAUUUCGACAAUGCUUAAUUGAUGAGGAUUUGCUGCCACAACAGCAUGAUGAUUAUCACAUGAUGUUAAGGUUCCUAAAAGCAAGGAAAUUUGAAGUUGAGAAAGCUAAGAAUAUGUGGUCAGACAUGCUUAAAUGGAGGAAGGAAUUCGGGGUCGACAAAAUAGAGGAAUUUGACUACACCGAGUUAGAUGAAGUUACGAAGUAUUACCCACAAUUUUAUCAUGGGGUAGAUAAAGAGGGAAGACCUGUCUACAUAGAGUUAAUAGGAAAAGUUGAUGCAAGCAAGCUAUUACAAGUGACAACUCUAGAUCGGUAUGUGAAAUACCAUGUCAAGGAGUUUGAGAGGUGUUUCCAGAUGAGAUUUCCAGCUUGCUCCAUUGCUGCAAAAAAGCACAUAGAUUCAUCGACUACUAUUUUGGACGUGCAAGGCGUGGGUUUCAAGAACUUCUCGAAAUCUGCCAGGGAAUUAAUCACACGAUUACAGAAGAUUGACAGUGAUAACUACCCAGAGACACUGUGCCGGAUGUAUAUAAUUAAUGCUGGCCAAGGCUUCAAGAUGCUAUGGAGCACAAUAAAAUCAUUCCUUGAUCCAAAAACUGUUUCCAAGAUUCAUGUUCUUGGGAAUAAGUACCAACAUAAGUUGCUCGAAAUAAUUGACGAGUGUGAAUUGCCAGAAUUUUUCGGUGGCAAAUGCAACUGUAUUGAAGGUUGCCAAAGAUCUGACAAAGGUCCUUGGAAGGAUCCCAACAUAAUAAAGAGAGUCCUCAAUGGUGAGGCCAACUAUGGCAGGCAAAUUGUGACCAUAUCCAGCACUGAUGGAAAGAUAAUCAGUUAUGCUAGGCCAGGGCACCCAACUAGAAAAGGCAGUGAUGCGUCUGCCGAGUCUGGGUCUGAAGUGGAAGACGUAGUAUCUCCUACUGCAUCAAGGAACCUGAUUACACAUCCUAUUUUGACCCCUGUUCACGAGGAGUCAAAAUUGUCGGCACAUGGAUCUGCAUUUGUUGCUCAUGCUUCUAUUGAAGAAAGCAUUCCUGUUGUGGACAAGGUUGUUGAUGAUGGAUGGGGUAGUCCCAAAGGUAGUCUACAAGCUUCUUCAGGUUCAUUGUCCUCGAGAAAUUCACAUGGCGCAUUUGAAGGACUCCGCAUUCAAAUUAUCACAUGGUUGACAUUCUUGAUCAUGACCCUUUUUGCCAUGCUUUGUUCUGUCCCAAGCAAGAUGGCUAGAAGGAUCUCUAACCAACCUAGUAGGCAUGAUGACUAUCGUGUUGAAUAUCCUCAAGAACAGGAGUACAAGGAGGAAUUUCGACCUCCAUCUCCUGCCCCAUCCUAUACAGAAAAGGAUGUACUUUCAUCGAUGCUAAGACGACUAGGUGAGCUGGAGGACAAGGUGCAGGUGCUUGAAACAAAGCCGUCUGAGAUGCCAUUUGAAAAGGAAGAAUUGCUCAAUGCAGCCGUCCGCCGCGUGGAUGCAUUGGAAGCUGAGUUGAUUUCCACAAAGAAGGCCCUUUAUGAUGCUUUGAUGCGACAGGAUGAGCUACUCGCAUACAUUGACAGGCAGCAGCUGAUCAAAUUUCGUAAAAAGAAGUUCUGCUUCUAAGGUUUGACCGUGGAGCAGCUGUUCAUGUCCGGAGCCGUUCGUGUAUAUUGGAUUGCGGCUAAUAUGUUGAAUGUAAUGUGUCCAUCUGUAGAAGUGUGUAACAGUGUAAGUAUAGUAGGAAAACAAAAUAGUUGCGUUGUGCGCCUCCCCUCCCCUACGUAUAUCAUGUUCCGAGUUCUCCAGACCUACUGGAACGACGACUUGUUCAGGUCAAGAAUGUGUUGUGUGGUCUAGCACUUGUGUGCUAGCCUAAAUUGUAAUCUUGCAAAAGUUGGUGCAUAGCUGAUUCCGUGCUAAUACAUAGCUGUAAA